AUGAUUCACCAACCGCAGUCCCGCACCGGAAUCAUAGCCUUCAUCAUGGACACGCACGGCCGCCAGCUUCCAGGCAGCGAGACCAGACACCUAGCCCCCCAGUUGACGGGCGGCCCCGUCACAGCUCGCAUGCCUCUUCAGCCGACAAUACGACCUCACAAGUCUAUCGACGCGCCUUGGGGCUCUGUAAACACAGAAGCCGCUGCUGCUGCAUCGCCAUAUCAAGACGGACCCUGGAAUCAACGCCCUCUUGCAAUCUCCAAGCAAAGAGGUUCUGUCGAGCGGGAUAGCAGCAACGGUGUCAACCUGAUAAGGGAAGAAUUUUCUCCCCAUGCUGUACCAAACGGAGCCUUGCAGCAUAUUAACAAAUCGUUUGUUAAUACAGAUACGCUUGCUACAGUAGUAUCGCGUCUAGCGUCAGCCCCUGGUGAGGAAACACUGGUUCCUGCGCCGUUUGAGCCCUCAAGGCAGAGGAGACAAGGGGACGACGAUGCUGAGUCGGUCAUUACACAUGAAACAAUUCAUGUUGCCACCGGGUACGAGUCCAAGGCGCCAUCUCCAAGUCGUUCUUCGCAAGCAUCAUCCGAUUUGUCACCUGUGCCUGUGUCGCAGAUCUGCGCAAACCUGGAUCGCAGCAACACUGGCGCGACCGAGUCUGUACAAGACACUAAGUCGCGUGCCUCGAAGCGUAAAGAGCCUGUUCAAGACAGCAGCAUGUUCCAACCUUGGUCUCGCCUCGAGAACGGCGGUUCCGUGGCCAGUCUUGUUCAUCCGUCGCCAAAUGAUGAAGCCUCUACCGAAGCUACCCAAGGGAAAACCGUCGGUGAUGAGGCCCUUCAGCCUGUGGCGGGGGGAUCAUUUGGCUCCGCGGGAGGAGCUGCUGCCGGCCAGGGCGAGCAUAUGGCAAGUUCCACAAAAAGAGGAACAAACAAGGCUGGCUUACCACGACCCUUUGAUUCCUCUGCCUUCGACGCUGCCAUAUAUCAGCAACCGGGAGCAGCGCCACCCCCGUCCGGCGUCCUGAACUCGGUUGUCACGAGCAAAGCACCAAGGUGGCCGAGCGGGGGCCAGGUGCGUUUCAUCCAUGCCAAUCCUGCUGUUCACCGCAUGCACGUGAGGUCCGAAGCGUGGUUCGCGAAGAAAUCCGCGGAAAUUCGGGCACGCGGCGGUCGCAAGUUUUGGUUAGGCAAAGUAUCCCAGAGACUUCGAUGGCUGCAGAGUGAACGGCUCAAGCUUCAGGCCAGGAGAGCAGAAGCAAAGGCCCAGGGGGGCUUACCCGAGCGUCCGGAUCCGCAGCCCCAGACAUACUCUGUACCACUAGACUUUGGAGACGUGCCCGAGGGAGACUUGCCUGAGGAGGUUCGGAAAAAUCCUGCAUGGCGGAAAGCAUGUGAAUACUUUCGAGAGAAUCACAGACUAAGACGAAUCAGGCAGCGAGAAUCCAAAAGCUGA
Ustilaginoidea virens is the source of this 1452-nucleotide messenger RNA. RefSeq lists its product as uncharacterized. Lineage: Eukaryota; Fungi; Ascomycota; Sordariomycetes; Hypocreales; Clavicipitaceae. The record is from RefSeq and is a predicted model, not a curated record. Bases 1 to 1452 code for a protein of 483 amino acids. The transcript has 3 exons.